AACUCUUCUCUCUUCAUGAUUUGGUAUAUGUCACAAGGAAAACAUGCAGAAGCAAGAGAGCUAAUGUAUUCAGGGGCUUUACUGUUCUUCAGUCAUAAUCAGCAAAACAGUGCUGCUGACCUGUCCAUGCUGGUUUUGGAGUCUCUGGAGAAGUCGGAUGCAAAAGUAGCAGAAGAUCUUUUAGAAAACUUGGCUAAAUUGUUUAGUUUAAUGGAUCCAAAUUCCCCUGAAAGAGUGGCUUUCGUAUCCAGAGCACUAAAAUGGUCCAGUGGGGGAUCAGGAAAACUUGGACAUCCAAAACUACACCAGUUACUAGCUAUUACCUUGUGGAAAGAGCAAAACUAUAGUGAAUCUCGGUAUCACUUCUUGCACUCGACAGAUGGUGAGGGCUGUGCAAAUAUGCUGGUGGAAUACUCCUCGUCCCGCGGAUACCGCAGUGAGGUGGACAUGUUUGUAGCUCAGGCAGUACUACAAUUUCUCUGCUUAAAAAAUAAGACCAGCGCAUCAGUUGUUUUUACAACAUACACACAGAAACAUCCUUCGAUAGAGAAGGGUCCACCCUUUGUGCAACCACUGCUAAACUUCAUCUGGUUUCUGUUGUUGGCAGUUGAUGGAGGAAAACUAACAGUAUUUACAGUAUUGUGUGAACAGUAUCAACCUUCGCUGAAAAGAGACCCCAUGUAUAAUGAGUACCUAGAUAGAAUAGGACAGCUUUUCUUCGGAGUUCCGCCCAAGCAGACCUCGUCCUAUGGGGGAUUGCUAGGAAAUCUUUUAAACAGUCUGAUGGGAACUGGGGAAGAUGAUGACACAGAAGAGGGUCAGGAAGACAGCAGUCCUAUCGAGCUCGACUGAAUGUUGUUGUCAUUGGGUGCCGUGUAAAUCUGAUGAUUCGAUGACUCCAAAGACACUUUUGGAAUUUGAAUCCUGCAGUUGUUUCUUGGCUCCUAAAAGGGCUCCUCUGGUCUUUUAGAAAUGGUUGCUGAAAUGUUUAUACUGUCGGUCUAUAUUAUUUAUGUAAAAAAAAAAAAGAAAGAAACCAACAAAAAGUAGCCAAACGAACCAAUCGGAGCGGUUGUUAGUGGGUUUCCAAUCCAGCGGCUGGGGACUGAUUAAACAUGGUCUGCGGUUUCUGAUGCAGUAUUCCCUUUUGCACAGUCUUUCAAUAAAGCAUAAACAUGGGGCUUGUCCUUCACGGCCUACCCAAUACCGUCUCUGUUCUGAGAAAGCCUCCUUGCCCUCUGCCCUCUUCCAAGGAAGAUCUCAAAAGGCAGGGGGAGCAAUUGAAUAACUGAUUUGCGAGGCUGGUGCCAAAAGUACUGCGAGACGAACCGAGCAGCAUAAUUUGAGAUGCACAUCCAAGAGACAUUGAUACAAGAACAUUUUCUGCUUCCACUGCCAUGAGUAACAUGCACACCCUUCAUUCAUACUGCCUGCCCCUCUCCCCAAGGCCAGGCUCUGGCUGAGCCCACACGUGUUUAGCCGAUACUUCCCGAAAAGCACAAGGUUGAAUAGCUCUUGAGUAAAAGCCCAUUAAUGGAAUGCAGGUGAUUGGCUUCCAGCUGGAUCUCUCUUGCCUAGGUAUAAAAAUUUGGCAUCUAAAAUACCUCCUGUGGCUUGUGGCUGUACUUUGGAAGAGGUUUUGCCAGAGUAAGUUCCCAGCUGUACGUGCAGGCGGCGGCGUUGCUGUGAGCGGAGCGGUUUGCCAUGGGCAGAGGAUGUGUUUGAACUGGGCUGGAGGGCAAGAAAAGGGAUACUGCAGAGCUUCUGGUUCUUUAUGAUAUAUUUAUUUUUCUUGGGUGAUUGAUUCAUUUAACACUUUCUGUUAAAAAAAAGAAUAAAUCAAUAAAUAAUGGAGUAACUUCACCCCCAGCAGUAGGCAUAGCCAUUCUCCAUCUCCUCUGUAAUGCAGCACAGUCUGGUACAGGGAACAGGUGAAAGGGUGGGGAAACGCUUUAUUUUUUCAUGAUGAAAAUAAAAAGGCUUAGAUUAAUAAACAGCAAUCAUGCAUGGGGGAGGGAUUAAUACAAAUUUAUUGACUGUAUGAAAAAAAAAAAAAAGGCAUUGACAGGAAGACUUUGUGUUAAUUGUGAAGUCUCAAAUAAACACUUUAUACCAGGA
This is a messenger RNA of Cyanistes caeruleus (blue tit), 2118 nucleotides long. Lineage: Eukaryota; Metazoa; Chordata; Aves; Passeriformes; Paridae. The record is from RefSeq and is a predicted model, not a curated record.